Molecule: messenger RNA, 2675 nt
Organism: Ornithodoros turicata
Lineage: Eukaryota; Metazoa; Arthropoda; Arachnida; Ixodida; Argasidae
Product: endothelin-converting enzyme 2-like
Exons: 7
Coding region: 17-2563 (848 amino acids)
Biological process (GO): protein processing
Cellular component (GO): plasma membrane
Molecular function (GO): metalloendopeptidase activity
Source: RefSeq, a predicted model, not a curated record
UGGAACAAUAUGCAAUAUGCGUGCUUCUGUUGUAACUUUCUCCUUCUCUGCAAUAGAAGACAUAUUCGUUUGUUGUGUUCUGCUCAACAUCGCAAAUAUGAUUCCAGAAAAUGAAGUCAGGAGAUCACGGUCAUCACCAGCCAAGGCUGUGGUGCAUGCCACAGGAACGCCCACACGGACACCAUCGAAGUCAACCACGGCUAUCGGCAUGCAACCUACCGCCGGCAGGGACUCUUCUUUUACUGGAAAGCAAGAGGCUCGAGCACCUACGCGGACACCACCAAGGACACCAACGAAGUCGACCUCGGCCACCAACGCGAAAACUACCGAAGGCAGGGGCUCUUCAAAUGUUAUAUUGCAAACUGCGGUCUCACCUGCAAGGACACCAUCGCUGACACCAACUAGACCUACCUCGCACGCAAAAGCCAAGACUACCGAAGGCUCUCCUGCCUGCGCCAAGGAAACGAGUGGGACGCCGAACCUGACACCAGGAGGAUCAACCUUCGACAUGAAGGGGCAAGCUAACGUCACCCCUGAGCCCGAAGACUUGACGAAAUUUCGGGAUUCGGCACUGCUCAAGUCUCUUUCAUCUCACCUGGCUGAGCGCAGUCUCUCCAGCCCAACAACCUCCCGCCGAGUGCCCAAUUACACCUUUGUCAUUAUCACACUUGCCGUCUUACUCUUCGCCUUUGGCUACCUCUACUUUGCUUACUUUGCUCGAUAUGUUGUCCAUGAGCAAAGACUUCCACUGUGCGAAACGAAAGCCUGCGCUACUUACAGAGGCAUGCUCGAAACUUCGAUGAAUUUAGGGGUAAAUCCCUGCGACAAUUUCUAUCUAUACGUCUGCGGCACGUGGGAAAAGAACCGUAACGUUCCGAUGUACAAGCAACACUUAGAGCGGUUCUUCAAGAACCUCUUCAACAAGCUAGAAGAGACGGUUCCAUCUCAGCAUCAGAACGCUGUUCAGAAAGCUGUACGUUUUUUCCAGUCGUGCAGAAUUGCUGCAUUUGCCAGCAGACCUAAGGGUGGAGAGUAUGAGGUACUGAGGGACAUCUGGACCAAAUGCGGGAUUUACUGGCCACACAUAAACAAGGACGCAAAUAUCCCGAAGACACUCAUUUGCAUUUUUGAGGCCUUCUACAUGAGCAACGUCUUAGGCAUUGCGAAACGGCAUGACACUCUGCUCCCAUAUGUAUUUCCAGGUGAAGAUAUGAUCCGACAACACCAGUAUAGUCUACAGAUCAAGCAAGUGAAUCGAUACCAUGAAUAUUAUGAGGGCUUGAGAGACCUCAUGAAAAGUGCAGAUUCCACAAAGGAAGAUGACCAAGCCUACGAUGACUUUGUCCGUGUCGAAAAUACUAUCAGGGAACAGCUCCUGAAAGAAAUUCGGGUCUCUUCGGAAACGGUGCGAAUGAAUUUGAGUCAGCUGGCUGAACUCACGCCUAAUAUAAGUGAACUCAGAUGGGAACAGGUCUUCAAGUCAGAGUUUCAUCUAGAACACACACCAGUGGACGUUUGCAAUACAGAAUACAUAAAGGGGUUUAAUAAAGUGCUUGGAAUAAUUGGCGAAGUCGAACUACAUCGUUACAUCGGUUGGAUAAAUGUCCAGCAGAUGGCGCCAUACGUCAAUCGCAAAUUCUUCUCAGUCUACGCGGGAAGAAACGACAUAACUGUCGCGGACCUUCAGACCUGUUUGUACCGGACUGAAUCGUACAUGGGUUGGGCAACCUUCGGAAGCUACGCAACUCAGUAUUUCGACACUAACACUCGUGAAGACAUGCAUCAUAUAAUUCGUUCCAUUAGCAGGACUGUGUCCCAGAAACAGCCCUGUUGUACAACGGAAAUGGAGAACCAAUCAGACGUGGGCUCGACCGUACAGCGGAGCUUGGACGAACUCCUAUUUUAUGCUGACAGGUUUGGCGACCCGCAAGCCAUGGAUGUUAUACUCUCCAAUAUCAGCGACAUGGGAAACCACGUCCUGCUUAACUGGAUGGACGCGUCCAAGGGUUUCACUAAAAUCGAUUACGAUCUCUUCGGUUCCAUUAGCAGCUCUUUUCAGCCGCAAAUGCAACAGACAUAUUACACGUUCUUUAAUAGCAAUGAAAAGCGCUUCUUGAUGCCACCUUAUGCUGCGAUGCUACCACUCUACCACAAGAACAUCAGCAAUGCGGUCAAGUAUGGUGCUUUGGGGUCUCUGGUAGCGGACGCUGCUACAAAACUCCUGUACGACAACUACUUAUUUCUACCGCAAAAGUGGCGAUGUUUCAGUGACUCUGUAGACGGUGUUAGAAACGACACGGAGGCCGCGGCUUUGUCGUUGCACUUGGCCUGGAAAGCAUUCCAGAGCGUGGCUGCUACGGGAACUCGUCCACUACAGACGCUGUCGGACGCGCAGCUGUUUUUCGUGGCCGCCUGUCUGCUAAUGUGCGGCGAUGGGACCGAUGGGACACGUUUCGUUCAUAAGUGCAAUGAACCAUUGAAGCGCAGCGUGGCGUUCUCCGAGGCGUUUUCCUGCCCACGAAAUUCACCGAUGAAUUCCGAAGAAAAAUGUGUUUUCUUCUAGUGUGAUAUGGGAGCACCUCUCUCUGUGUAUUGUAUAUAAUGUUUCAGCAACGCUAUUUGUAAAAGGCCAGCGAAAAUAAUACAGCCAUGCUUACGUAGCAAAAGCAACAUGC